Molecule: messenger RNA, 3675 nt
Organism: Trichoderma atroviride IMI 206040
Lineage: Eukaryota; Fungi; Ascomycota; Sordariomycetes; Hypocreales; Hypocreaceae
Source: RefSeq, a predicted model, not a curated record
AUGGAGCCCGUAAAGCCCGCUGGCGGCGCCAGGCUCGGCACCAUAUCUGGUGUCUACAUCCCCGUAUACCUCAACAUCUUGAGCAUUCUCAUGUUCCUCCGGUUUGGCCAGAUACUCGGACAGGUUGGCUUCAUUGGAAUCCUAGGUCUUCUCCUCGCCGCCUAUUGCAUUGAUCUGCUCACCGUUCUCUCCCUCUCUGCCAUCGCAUCGAAUGGAGAAGUCAAGGGCGGCGGUGCUUAUUACUUAAUCUCCAGGUCUCUCGGUCCCGAGUUUGGCGGCUCUAUUGGCAUCUUGUUCUAUCUAGCUCAAGCUCUAAACACUGCCAUGAAUGUAGUUGGUCUCAUCGACUGCAUCCGACUCAACAUGGGAUCCAACUUUCCUCAAGGGUAUUGGACUGGCUACGGGCUCCAAACAGCGGCCUUGGUGCUUUGCACAUGUCUCUGCUUACUUGGCUCGUCAACUUUCGCAAAGGCGUCAAAUGCACUGCUCAUCAUCCUUACCGUGGCUGUCAUGAGCAUUCCAGUGUCAGCAAUUCUUAAGUCGCCGUUUGAGGAUGCUAUAGCUGGAGUCAAGUUUACGGGCAUCAGUGUUGAUACGCUCAUUGGAAACUUUGCUCCUCGGGCUUCUGAUAGCAGCUACCAAGGCCUUAAAACCUUUCGUGACUUAUUUGGCGUUCUCUUCCCGCGAGUACAUUCCACUUCUCCUCCAGCGACUUCGGGAAUAUUCGCUGGGGCUUCCAUGUCUGGUGAUUUGAGAAACCCAAGCAAAGCUAUUCCACACGGAACACUAUGGGCCACUCUUACAACCUUCAUCGUGUACUUCACCGUCAUUCUCUCCAUGGCAGCGGCUACCACUCACGAAUCCUUUCUAGCCAACAAUAAUGUCAUCUCCAUCACAAGCCUGUAUGCCCCUAUUAUCCUGGCUGGCGAAUGCGCGGUUACCUUCUUUUCGGCUCUGAUGGGAGUUAUCGGAUCAGCCAAGCUGUUUCAAGCACUCGCUCGGGACAAGCUACUUCCAGGGUUGUCUGGCUUUGGAAGAGGAACUAAAGUUGGUGAUGAACCAAUCUUUGCCAUAUUCCUAACAUACGCCAUCGCUCAAGUUGCCCUUUUUGCGGACUUGAACCAAAUUGCCACCCUCAUCUCUAUGGGCUAUCAGAUGACCUUUUUUGUUAUGAACUUGGCGUGUUUCCUGUUGAAAAUUGGAUCUGCUCCUAAUUUUAGGCCUGGCUUUCAGCUCUUCAGUGCCGAGACGGCUUUCUUGGGAAGCCUCUUCUCUGCUGCAGCCAUGUUUUUUAUCGACGAGGCCUACGCUUCAACGGCAAUUUGCGCUCUCAUCCUUGUGUUUUUGCUGAUUCAUUAUCUAUGUCCGCCCAAACACUGGGGAGAUGUCUCACAGAAUCUCAUCUACCACCAAGUGCGGAAGUAUCUGUUGAGACUAAAGCCCGAGCACAUCAAGUUUUGGAGACCACAAAUCAUACUCCUUGUCAAUAACCCAAGGCGUCAGACGAGACUGAUCCAAUUUUGCAAUUCAUUAAAGAAAGGCUCGCUUUACAUCUUGGGGCAUGUCAUUGUAACAGAUGAUUUCAACACAGGAGUCCACGAGGCAAAACUUCAGCAACAGGCUUGGACGCGUUACAUAUCAGACUUUUCUAGGAUCAAAGCCUUUGUGCAGUUAACCAUGUCGCCGUCGAUUACCUGGGGCAUUCGAAAUCUCAUCUUAUCCUCAGGCCUUGGAGGCAUGCGGCCCAAUAUUGCGGUUUUGGGAUUUUACAACAUGGAAGAUCUACGAAGAUCCAGUCAUAGGCUACGAGUACCAGACAUUCCAAUGGCUCCAGCUUCCAAAAUGAAUCGCCCGCCGAGACCCCAUGCUGGGGGCUACACACGAAGCCGUGGCGAUACAUCCGCCCGCUUGAUGGAUGGCUUCCUACCGACUGACGCAAUUCGUACGGAGGAUAUGAUGUCUCCUACAGAAUACAUGACAGCAUUGGAGGAUUUGACUUUGAUGUACCGGUUGAAUGUAGCGGUGGCAUAUGGAUUUGACGGCUUGGAGACGCCUCGAAAGGACGAGGACAACACGAAGAGGUUUAUUGAUAUGUGGCCCAUCCAGAUGUCCGCUGAAGUUUCAUCCGAUGGCAAGAACAUGCUGACUUCCAAUUUUGACACCUACACGCUCAUUCUACAACUAGGCCACAUUCUCCGUAGUGUCAACACUUGGAAACGAGCGUAUACACUACGUGUCAUGGUCUUUGUUGAAUACGAAAGCGAGGUCGAAGAAGAGUUGGCUCGAGUCCGCGCGCUACUUGAGAAAUUGCGCAUCGACGCCGAAGUUUGCGUCUUUUGGCUGGCAUGUGGCCAGUUGGACACGUACGAGCGCAUCAUCAAUGGCAAAGGCAGUAGCAUAGACUGUGAAAUCAUUGUUGGCGACGCAUUGAGAGACGAGGAAUGGUGGAACGACCUGGAAGACUUCCGCGGACAGUCAGAGCCCAUGACGAAUAGCCAGGAGUUUACACACCUCGCGCACAUCAUUACUUCGACCGCUGGACGGCCAGGAGUCUACAAUCCGCACGAGGAAACAGAGUCCCGGAGACGACGCUCGAGUGUGUUUGAUCUUCCCGGCAUGCCUAAGAAGCCGAACAUCGGCUCUCUGUCCAAGAUGGGUAUCAACAUCGGCAUGCACACGCAUCAUCUAAACGAAGAAGUCUUUGAGGACUCUGAUUCAGAUUACGAAACAAGUAGCGAUACAGACUCUUCAAGUACGGUGCGAUCUGUGACAGACCCGUUAUUGCGCGAGUCACCAUCGUCGAAUGCUUCACGAGGGCAGCCUUCGCCUCCUGGGAUGCGAGGAAAUGGCUCUUUUGAUACAAUCACCGGGCAUGGAUACAUGUACUCUAACAACGGCGUUGCCUCGAUUACUCCAUCAUAUGGCACCAUCAGCUCUGCGAAAUCAUCAAGUGCCCGAUAUUCAGGGGAAGAUGACACUUCAACGCCCCGGCCGACCAUAUCGCGACAGUCGUCCGCCGCUCGCUUCUCAAGCCGGCCUGUCCCGGAGAUGAGAAUCACAACAGAGGAGGGAAGCUCCCGGAUUGGAUUCGCCACUACAAAUUCCUCAAGCCCUACGACCCCUAGAAUGGACCGUCCAUCGUUUUCGCGACAGUCUUCACUCAAUGUUCCGUCGCAACCAUUACCUGGGUCCAGGAGAAAUCUGGUAGGAGGAGGAGGCCCACGCGCGAUUUCAUACCAUGAACAGCCAACGUACUAUUCACGCGCGAGCACAACAAAACCCCGUUAUCAAUCCCGUUCUCGGAGAGAGUCCCAAUAUCCCAACAGCCAUGGCCAAGGAGACGUCAGCCUAAAUAUGCCCGAUCUCGUGCAAUCGUAUAGAGCUGUUGCUGAGUCGGGCAACGCAGAAGGCGCUCCAUACUCUACACAGGGCGUUGCGCUGUCGUUCAACGACUUGCCCAGCAGAGCGCAGCAUCUGAUUCUCAACGAGCUGAUGAAACAGAAUUCGAAAGACACGGCUGUCCUUCUCAGCACGCUACCGAUUCCCAAUGAGGGGACGUACAUGAAUGUGGACAGCACGAUUCAGUAUCUGUCGGAUGUUGAGCUGCUGUGUCAUGAUCUUCCGCCGGCGCUUUUGGUGCUGAGCAAUAACAUGACGGUCACUGUGAGCUUGUGA